GCUACAGUAGUCAACCAUGAGGUCAAACUACUCGGUGCUUUUCAUUGCGUUGCUAGCGAUGUCGCGGCGGUUUACGACCGUCAGGUCGUCGACCGUGCUAGCCAAGAGUAACAUGUUGAUAUGUCGGAACGACGGCAGUGUCAGUAACGUUGGAGACACCAAAGAGCUGCUACAGAGCCAAAAGUGCAAAAAGAAAUUGAUAGUCACGCUUGCCGUCGAAAGCAAUCAGGGGAAAUCGGAACAAAUACACGCCGUUGUCGACAGCGUCACGGAAGAGGGGAUGUACGAUAAAAUCAAGCUGAAGAAACCGUUUCGCAUUCAAGUGACAAAGAGCAGCACUCGAGUCAAGUACCCGCUGACCUACCGUGGGAGGGUCAACCAUCAGCCCUAUGAAACUAUUGUGAAAAAGCGUCACCCUGCGCCGUGCUGCGGUACCGCUAUAUAUGACCGCUGCACAGAAGGUUGGUUUGAUGGCAGCAAUGCGUGUCCUUGGUGGUACCACGUCAACGAGACGGAGCAUCACCGCUCUCCGCCUUACACAAAGCAAAAGAAGGACCCGGAGACCGGAGCCAACCGAGCGAAAGUCUGGGCAAGUCAGGGCUUUUGCUGUGUGUGCGAAUGGGCCGAGAAGCACGACAGAAUCAAACCUCACGCACGCGGAGGUCGUUCAUGUACUUGGUACAUACACACGUGGGUGAGACACCAAGCGUACGCUCACUGCCUCGCGUUUGACCCACUGUGGGACCGCGUGUACGAAAUACAUCCUCCCUAUCCGACAUUCUCUGUCAACGUGUCAGUGACGGAGGUCGACCGCAUUGUCCGAACGUUCGAAAACUACACUAGAAUGACGUGGAAGAACGUCGGAUACUUCAUGCUUUCGCCCAGAAAUCUGAAGGGAGUGACAGCACAAGGCAGGGUGCAUGGUGAGUACGUUGGUGACCUGCAAGUGUCUAGACAGCUACAGAAACUGGGAAACAAGUACCUGGUGUGGCCAGAGUGGUACUUGCUUGACAAAAAUCAAGGCAGUCAGCAAGACUGGAUAGCGGCUGGACACAACGAGUGGCUUAUCUUAGACAAAUACCUUUUCGAUUUCCGUGGAGAAACGUGCAAUAAGAUUGGGGUGAGCUUCUCUGGCUUUAAGUUUGGUCAGAACACAAAAUGCAGGAGGAAAAAAGGAAGCUGUCUGGAUGCCCAGCCUGUACAUUUUCUGGAAGAGGCGAGAAAUGAACGCAAGUCUAGACGAGGAUCUCCCUAUUUCUUGGACUUCUACGGCAAUUUUGUCGGUUCUGAGCUUCAUGGAAAGUAUCGAGAACCGGGAGAACUAGAAUUCCAGCCACAAGAAAAUUACAACAGUAUCAUUGUUCUGACCCUUGAUGCCACAGACAUCGCUCUUGUUUACAACAGAAGUCCGGGACGACUGGUCGAAGCCCAUGCUGAAGAUUUCGAGGCUUUGUCAAAGAGUGGAAUGAUCAGUGUCAUAGUCCUAAACACAGGGCAAGUGGCCUCUGAUUAUACGGUGACCGUCAGUGGGUGUUCGUCGGGUAUUGGUAUAGUUCCAUCCAAAAAGGCAACGAUAGACCCCGGAUUAACAAAAGUAUUUGAAUUCGAACUGGAGCAGUACUACUUAAAAGGGGGUCUAGGUCUAUGCACAGUGUCACUCUAUGACGUCAAGUUUGUCAAGUUGGAUUCAAUGACUGUCAACUUCACCACAUUCGCGCCUUGCUUCUGUCCAAGAACAUGCAACUGUUCGGCCGGAUGCACUCGUGACCUGAUAGACUGUGCAAAUAUCACAGACAUUGCACCUAGAACUAACUCAUCGAUGGGAUGGGCAUGGCUCGGCAAUGCACUGUCCAAAGUUUGGAGUGCCAUUAAAGGCGUCUUCAGUUCUCUAUGGUCAGGUCUGUUGACUCUGAUCGGCACUCUACUGCUCCUUGGUAUGAUCAAAGUAGCAAUAGGCGUGUGUAUGAAAGCAAGUAAAGGUCUCGAGUCUGAUGGAGGACCGGCUCAACAAGAUGAAGUAGUAAAAACAAAAGAAGUGGUCGCUGGAAAAACAGGGAUCAGUAGCUGGUUGCUGACCGUGAAGCAAAACCGUAAUAUUGCUCUACUAAAGGGAAUGUUUUACUUUGUGUACUGUCCCUUUAUACCCUGUUUUGUCAUCGUUCGACAUGUCAUAGCACAAAUUACCACCAAAAAAGAGCUGAGAAAAGAAAGGAAAGAAAGGAAAAUGAAAGAACUGGUAAACGAACUUUCACUAGAUAAAGAGGACGACGAAGACAGUGACAGCAGUGAAACAGAUACCAGUAUUGUCGUGAGAGAAGAAUUAAAGGAACUAGACUAUGGCCUGUCGGAUGAAUACUCAAUGUCAGAGGUCGAGACAAGCGAUGAGCCUCAAGACAUCGACGAACUACUGGAUUACAAAUAUCCAGUUUUCUUUAACUUUUGUAAAGUUAACAGUCAAGAUCUUCAUCCCGACCUUGAGAAUCCAGGAAGAAGUUACAGCCUCUGUGGCCAACUGCAAUCGACUUCUGACGUCGACGACUAUCACAUCUUCGACACAUACAAAUACAACAAACAGAUGAUUCAAAUCAUAAACGGCAAAGUCGAGAAGCUAGACACGCCGAUUGAUCUCCCUGACUACAAUCAGCUAAUGGAUACGGACACAACCUUGCAGUUUAUAACCUACAAGCCACUGUUUCCUUGUUUGAACCGUCGGUAUCAACGAGUUAAAAAAACUAAAGCCUCGUAAUGACGGACUAAGUACAAACCGUAUUUCCACAACUUUCAAAGUUGCGUCUUUAAUUCAUAAAACGCUAAUAUAUACUCACAGCUAGAA
Molecule: messenger RNA, 2833 nt
Organism: Corticium candelabrum
Lineage: Eukaryota; Metazoa; Porifera; Homoscleromorpha; Homosclerophorida; Plakinidae
Product: hapless 2-like
Exons: 16
Coding region: 17-2746 (909 amino acids)
Source: RefSeq, a predicted model, not a curated record